This is a messenger RNA of Aspergillus steynii IBT 23096, 1015 nucleotides long. Its product is annotated as ankyrin repeat protein. Gene Ontology annotation, molecular function: catalytic activity. The transcript is spliced from 2 exons. Lineage: Eukaryota; Fungi; Ascomycota; Eurotiomycetes; Eurotiales; Aspergillaceae. The record is from RefSeq and is a predicted model, not a curated record. Gene Ontology annotation, biological process: nucleoside metabolic process. The coding region runs from base 1 to 1014 and encodes 337 amino acids.
AUGGCGAGUCCUCUUCAGAAUGGCUGGUAUCCAAUUGAGUGUGAUGAGUACACCGUCGGUCUGAUUACAGUUCUUGAUAUCCAACUCGCUGCGGUAAAAGCCAUUCUUGAUGAAGAACACGAGGAACCUUCGGACUUUGAACAGCCACAGCCUGACGACAACGUGUACACUUGGGGUCGCAUUGGAAAGCACAAUGUUGUAAUUGCUCCUUUGGUUUCCGGAUCGUACGGCAUUGUGCCAGCAGCAAUGACCGCAAAGUCAUUGGUCAUGUCUAUUCCAUCGAUCCGCAUCGGCCUUCUCAUCGGCAUCGGUGGUGGUAUUCCCUGCCCUGACAAAACUCGUGAUAUCCGACUGGGUGACGUUGCAGUGAGUAGGCCAUCGGGAGACAGUGGUGGUAUAGUGCAGUAUGAUCUCGGGAAGCAAAGGCUUAACGAUUAUAAGCGAGUUGGGUUCAUGGCCAAACCACCUGCCAUUCUUCUCAACGCAGUAACGAACAUCGAGGCGAAUCGGAUGGGAGGCAAGUCAAAAAUGCAGAAGAUCUUGGCAGGCUUGCAGCGAAGACUAGACAGGUCAAUAGGCUUUACCCACCAGGGCCGCGAGAACGACUGGCUAUUCAGUGCCUCAUUUGAGCACCGAGGGGAUGGCUGUGACGAAUGCCGGAUGUCAUGCGAUCCACCCAUCGGUGCCCAAAACACGAGACCUUCAGUGGAGCCACAAGUCCAUUACGGCAUAAUUGCAUCUGGAAAUACGGUGAUGAAAGAUGCGAGCCACAGGGAUGAAUUGGCUGCUGCACUCAAUGACCGGACGGGAGGAGAUUGCAUCUGUUUCGAAAUGGAAGCCGCUGGUCUGAUGAACGACUUUCCCUGCCUCGUUAUCCGGGGAAUUAGCAAUUAUGCUGACUCCCAUAAGAACGACAAGUGGCAAAAGUACGCUGCUAUGACUGCCGCUGCCUAUGCGAAGGAAUUGCUUGGGGUUGUUCCGGCCAGGAAAUUGAAAAGACAUCGAAACCAUUGAC